Perognathus longimembris pacificus (Pacific pocket mouse) is the source of this 3151-nucleotide messenger RNA. It is a transcript of the gene Dennd2c, whose product is annotated as DENN domain containing 2C. The transcript is spliced from 19 exons. The record is from RefSeq and is a predicted model, not a curated record. Lineage: Eukaryota; Metazoa; Chordata; Mammalia; Rodentia; Heteromyidae. The coding region runs from base 257 to 3037 and encodes 926 amino acids.
GGGGCUCGGGCCGCGGCGCCGGUGUGGUUGACGGGAACCUCGCGGGCCGACGGCGGCGCGACGCAGGCAGGGUUGUCAAGAUAGACUUGUGGCCCUUUUCAACAAGGAUCAAUUAUCACAGUAGUUCUUUAAUAAAAGAUGUGUCCAUGUUAGAUGUGAAAGUAAGCUCCUAGAACGGUGUAUACUCUGAAAGGCUGAAGAGCGCAGUGUUCCACAGUUCCCUGGCAAUGGUGCUUUUGUAAGUCCAGUUUUUGUCAUGCACCCAACUGGGAACAUGGAUGUUGGCUUUUCUCGUUCUGCGGUUCAGACACUGUCACGAAGCCACUGCAAAAACAUCAAGCAAAAAAUCUCUCAGUGGGAAGGAAGGACUAAUGGCACUUCCAGUCCAGCCAGGUGGUAUCCGAAGGACUUUGGAGUGAGGUAUGGCCACUGUCAUCAAGUUCUUCCUAAGGAAAAUCCUCUCAGUGAGGGAAGGAGCAAAAGGUUGGAUGUAACCAAUUCCCAAAGCAUGGGUUUCCACAUGAAAGAUACCAGAAGCCGUGAUCAAAGUGAAGAUGAAAGUGAGAAAGCCGAAUGUGGAGACAGGCACCCCAAUGGGGUCUGUUCUCGGGUCACACAGAUAGAGAGCUGGAAGUCUGUUGCUUUGGAUCCAGAGACUUCAUUACCUCCAGGAAACUUGUAUACCUCACAAAUAUUGUGGAAAAAAACAGAAGCCCGUCCCCCAGAUAAAGUCUGCAAUUUGGCUUUACAACAUUGUGACUCUUCUGCAAAAAAACUAAAUUUCACAGUUCUAGAUAGUUCUUAUGGAAUAACUAAGAGCUUGGAAAAUAUUUAUUGUGAACCUGAGGGGCAAGAGUGUGGUUCUUCUAUAAAUCCUUUGCCAAAGCCACGCAGGACUUUCCGCUACUUAUCAGAGUCUGGUGGUCUACCAUAUAAAGAAAGAGACUGUGACAGGAAGUACUGUGAAGAUCGUUCUUGUGCAGAUACUUCUUUGGCCUCUUCUCAGGAACCUGAACCAAAGAAAUAUGGUGGAAAAAUCAGAGGGCGAUCAAAAAGGAAAUCCUUUGAAUUUGAGGAUAUUCAGCACUUUCGAAACCGGAACUCACCCAAGAUUCAUGAAGAACUUGGAAGAAAUUCUGGUUCAGCACUUUAUUUCACACAGUCCGAAGAUAAUAUCUAUGAGGAUAUCAUAUAUCCCAGCAAAGAAAAUCCCUAUGAGGAUAUCCCAGUGCAGCCUUUACCCAUGUGGCGAACCCCUUCAGCCUGGGGGCUUCUACCUGCCAAAAGCACUUUCAGAGCACCCAAGCUUCCUCCCAAGCCUCAGUUCCCUCACAGGAAGACUAUGGACCUGAAGAACUCCCAAGCUUGUUUAUGGCCAAAGCUGACCAAGGAUACCACUUUGCCAGUCACUUUAACUGAAUGGAAACUUUUCCGAGCUGGAGAAGUUGCAAACAGGAAAAAGAGAAAUCUUCCAAGGCUUGUAAUGAAAAUAGAUGACAUAUUUGACUCUAAGAGAGGGAAGAAGAGGGUGAAGUUACACCCUUACACUGGAAAGGAAGUAUCUCCCUCAAAAGGCGAAACCAGCGGGAAUGAAAGUGAUGGCGAGUAUCUGCCAAAGAGUCGCCAUAAGCGCGUGACACAGCUGCAGCACUCAGCCAAGAGGAACCCUCACUACCAGACCCUGGAGCGGGACCUUAUCGAACUGCAGGAGCAACAGCUAUUUGAGUUGUUUGUGGUGGUGUCUCUGCACUGGCAGCCCUCAGGAGCCAGCUAUGUGCCCCAGGUCAUCCAGCAGUUCCCCAACAAGGGUGACCAUGGCUAUAAGCAAUCCAAAGACACUGAAGAGAGGCUCAAAGUUAUUCCAAAAUUUUGUUUUCCUGAUUCAAAGGACUGGAUGCCAACCUCAGAACUCAAGAGUGAGACAUUCUCCUUUGUCUUGACUGGUGAAGAUGGAAGCCGGUGGUUUGGUUACUGUAAAAAGCUCUUGCCAGAAGGCAAAGGAAAGCGACUCCCUGAGGUGUACUGCAUGGUUAGUCGCCUAGGCUGCUUCAAUCUGUUUUCAAAGAUCCUGGAUGAAGUAGAGAAGAGAAGAGAACGGUCUCCAGCACUCGUUUACCCAUUCAUGCGAAGUGUCAUGGAAGCUCCUUUCCCAGCCCCUGGACGCACCAUCACAGUUAAGAGCUACCUGCCUGGGGCUGGAGAUGGGUCUAUUGAGCUCUGCCGACCAUUAGAUUCACGACUGGAACAUGUGGAUUUUGAAUGCCUUUUUAAGUGCCUGAGUGUGUGUCAUCUUAUCCGAGUCUGUGCCUCUCUCCUUCUGGAGCGGAGAGUAAUCUUCGUUGCCAACAGCCUGAGCACCUUGUCAAAAUGUGGCCAUGCAGUGGUGGCUACCCUGUACCCCUUCACCUGGCAGCACACCUACAUCCCGGUCCUGCCAGCCUCCAUGAUCGACAUCGUGUGCUCCCCUACACCCUUCCUUAUUGGAAUUCUGUCUUGCUCCUUACAUCAGCUCCAGGACCUGCCCAUCGAAGAGGUGCUGAUAGUUGACCUCUGUGCAGACAGGUUCUUACAAGAGGUUUCUGAUGAGGGUGAAAUUCUGCCACCUAAACUUCAAGCUGCCUUGCUGCAGGUUUUGGAAGAACGAAAUGAAAUCUUGUUUCAGGAGCGGCAGUUUUCACAAGAUGUGACCCUCAGCUCUCUGGUGUCGGAAGCAUUUGUUAGGUUUUUUGUGGAGCUUGUAGGACACUAUUCUUUGAAUAUGACAGUCACUGAGCGUGGGGAGCGGUUGUUCCUGAGGGAGCCAUUCCGCAAGUCCCACACCUCCCGGAGUGUCCGCCACUUCCUAGACCUCUUCAUGGAGACUCAGAUGUUUGCAGGCUUCAUCCAGGACCGAGAACUUCGGAAAAGUGGUGUCAAAGGCUUAUUUGAGGUUCGAGCUCUGCAGUAUUUGCAAACAAUCCCUGAGUCUGAACCCAGUGGAGUGAAUAGAAUUUUGCGGAGUCUUGGAAGUAAAAUAAAAUUUCUACAGAAGAAAUGAAAUCUUUGCCUCCAUCCUAAAGAGAGCUAAAGAUCGUCAGGAUGUCUUGGAGUUGCUACAAAAUCCUGCAGGGUUAAGAGGCCAAGAAGUGGGUCAGGCUCUCAGAGGACUCCC